Molecule: messenger RNA, 4102 nt
Organism: Pogonomyrmex barbatus (red harvester ant)
Lineage: Eukaryota; Metazoa; Arthropoda; Insecta; Hymenoptera; Formicidae
Gene: mwh
Product: multiple wing hairs
Biological process (GO): regulation of cell shape; cortical actin cytoskeleton organization; cell migration
Cellular component (GO): cytosol
Molecular function (GO): actin filament binding; small GTPase binding
Source: RefSeq, a predicted model, not a curated record
GAUAGAUAGAUAGAUAGAUAACACACACGUAGGAAGAGAGUGGGAAAGACAAAGAAAUUGUUUUCUAUUUAAAUAUUGCUGAUUACGAACGUACGAUUAUAAUUGUAUAAUAGAUAUAAACGAUAAGAGAUUGAUAACGUAAUAAACUAUUGACAUAUAUACGUAACAUGUGUAACAUGUAUGUAUGACAUAUUGCAUAAUCAGAGUUUUUGUUUUAAUUCAUAAAUUUGAUAAUAGUGACGUAAUGACGACAUUAAUUUAUUUGUAGCAUAAUCGUAGUUCUAUAUUUGCGUUUCUUAUAUUUGCAUUUUGUGAUUAUUCAACAGGCAAACAAUAAGUGAACAUUACGUCGGUUUUAUCGGUCGGUUACAUCAGUACACGUAUGUAAAUAUGCGACGAUGUGUACGUAUAUAUAUAUAUAUAUACGUACGGAUAUACGUGCUCGUUCAGUCACAGCACGCGUGACGUAUCGUGAGAUAAACUCGGAUAAACUCUGCUUACAUUAUAAGCAGGUGAAGGCGCUUCAACGCGCGGUGUACUCUGCGUUACAUCGUGCCGGUUGUUCUGCGCCGGUGUCAGUAAACCUCCAGCUACCUCGCGGAGCGGAGUGGAGCGCAGUGAAUUCGAGUGUGAUAAUAAAAACACAACUCUCCAAAUGCCGCGUUAUGCCGAUUGCGUACGCAAUUAAUACGACGGGUCAUAAUUAAAACCGGACGGGUAUAAUUUCAUUUAUUUGUAAUUACACGUGUGACCACGAAAUUCAAAAAAACAUCCAACUAAUUAAUUAAGCAAAUCGGACAUGGCGCCUAAUGCGGAGGAAGAAUUGUUGAUUGUGAGACCAUGGGGACCGCAAUUGGAAAAGGAACGCUUAAGACCACCCACAUACAACGCCGAAGAUUACGCAAUUGCAUUAAGACGAUGGGGAAGACGUUCAUUAGGAACCAUUCAAGAUUCUCAAGGUACCUUGCCGUCGACGACCAGUUCGAGUUCCGGUUACGCAUCCGGAAGUGGAGAGAUGACCUUGAGACAGUUUACAUCAGUCAGUGAGCUGUUAAAUAAACUCAGAGCUGAUCUCAGACUUGCUUUUCCAAGCUUUGUACAAGAAUUUGCCUCCCCGCCUGCGGAUGGAAUUAUUUUGCUGUUAGAAACAUUACGUGGUGUCCAACUUAUCCAAAAUUCACCGCCGAAUUCAGGGCAAGCUGGACCCAGGAUUGGUAUCAGAAGGGCUGCUCUGGAUGAAUUGGGAUGUGUGGAGUGUUUGGCUGCGUGCGGCGAACGAUGCGCCGAUGCGCCGCGAUUAUUGGUGCAGGCGCAACCUGGCCUCCUAGCUCUUGCCGUGUGUCUAACUAGUAGUCUGAACCGGUCUCGAGUUCUGGCUCUUCAGCUCUUGACAAAAGUGUGUCAAACGCCAGGUGGGCAUGCAGCUGUUUCGGAAGCGGUGUCAACUCUAAGACUCAAAUAUGGAGAAGGAGGAAGAUUUCGAUUCUUAGCAGGCGCUCUUUUAGCUCCUAGAGCAGCCAUUGCAUUAAGAGUUGCAGGAAUUUCAUUUUUGAACGCCUUUCUGAAAUCUGCACCUCGUACACAAACUAAGUUGUAUAUUCAGGCCGAAGCCUGCGAAGCUGGCUUAGAGCCGCAGGUACUUCAGGAAUGGUUAAGAGAAUUUGAUGAAUAUGAAGAGGAUACUUUAACUGAUUUGCUACACAAGGAAAUUCAGAAAUGGACGCAUAAUUGCGUUGACGUAGAUGCUUUGCAGCGCAGAGUUACGCAUGCAGAGGAAACUUGCAGAAUACUCAGCAAAAAAGUAUCGCUUCUGCAAAUGCAACUUGAAAAACAAAAAGAUAGUAAUUUUGAAGAACGAAAUAAAUCUGCACCGAUGAUUUUUAUUGCAAAAAACCCAAAAGUACCCUCGAACGCAGAUGAUGAAGGUAUCAGCUCCUCGGAGAGAUCCAGCAGUCCUGAAAAUACAAAAACAAGAAUUAAUCGGCAAAAGGUAUCAUCUGCGCAAAGCAAUGAUCAAGAAAUAACGAUAGAUGAUGUAAUUGAGGAACUAAGGAUUAUAGUGAAGGAUGCUGAGGAAGAAUUCAGCGACAGAAUUCAAGAACUGAAUUGUCAUACUAACGAUCAUGAGACUGCCUGUAACAAGCUGGAAUCGAAUAAAAAUAAAUUAUACCGAUCAAAUUCCAAAAUUUCAUUAAAUAACUCGGAAAGAUAUGUACAUAACAAAAUAUCCAAGAAAGAUCAAUAUACAGAUUUGAAGAUGUUAAAAUCGAGUAUGAAUUCUAAUGCGUUUCAGAAUCAUCUUCCAAUAAAAGGUGAGCAAAUUACUUAUUUCGGUAAUGAUCAAGAUUACAGUGCAGAAUCGGAUGGUAUAAAGAAAUUGAGUUCGGAUGGACCGCGUAAGAUGUCAAAGUCAUCGAUAGAUGACAGUGUUAAAAUCAUCAUAAAAGGACCUGACGUAGAAGAAGCGAUAGUACCGGCUAUUCUACAUCCACAACCACCACGGAGAGCUCCGCCAUGUUUAUCAGCCAUCAUGGCUGCCAGGCAUUAUGAUUUCAUCGACACAGUGAUGUAUAAUUCUCACGACGAAGAAGUAGAAGAAGAGGAAACCUUAGGUGAUGGUAGUGAUUCUUUGCUAAGCGCUUCGAAACUCAAGUAUAACAACAAGCAUCAAAUCUAUGACAGGCAGACGAGGAGUGUUAAUGAGGAUAACUUGCAGAAACAAGCAAAAAACGACGUAUUGAUAAGCUCGAAUCACACUGAUGUUAAAUUCAGAAAAAGUCUUGAUGACCUAUGUCACUUCGAGAAUGAUGAUACAAAAAAAGAUAAAAAAACGUUAAGAAGUUACGAAAUUCAAAAAUCAAAAAUGGUUAUGGAUGUUAGAUCUAUUAACAGACAAAUCGACAUUUAUAAACAAUUCGAUUCUAUUCCCAAAGGAUUUGAGAUGUCCUCUAGAUCGACCGAUCAACGGAAGAUUCAACAUAGCUCUAAAUAUAGAAGCGAAAAAGAAAAGAGGAAAUACUUACGUCGCUCGGCUAGUCAUGAUUAUCUUGAAUCAAAUGUAUCCAGUCCACAAUCAAGACGAUCGGGAAGCAGAGUGGAAUGUCGCAUCAGAAAAUUCGAGAGUUUAAAUUCCUUCGACGAACAUCAAAGUUUGCAAAAUUAUAAAAGAUCGAAUGACUUAGAGAAUCUUGGUAUACAAGAGCAGACAUCCCUUUUAAAUGAUCCUUCUAGAUUUAAAAUGCGCAGAUCGGAAUCUUUUCAUCACCUCUCUCAUAUAUCGAAAAGGCAUCAAUGCUCAUCAAAGGAGGAAAGCGACAACGAUCUUUUUUACAUCACCGAUUUUAAUCUAAAGCCUUUUAUUACGAGAAAACCACAAUCACUUGAUGCGCAAAAGUCUCCUAGCCUGAUAACAAAAUCUCUGGAUAGGAUUGAUGAGGGGCUAGAUUCGAUGGUUGAUAUUAUUAUUACACAAGAACAAAAUCAAUGGAAUAAACAUCACUCAAAGAAGAUCGAGUCCCACGACGAGAAGCAGUUGAUGAGAUCAAAAUCGAUCAGACCUGAUGAUUUUUGUGAUAACUCUUCAGAAUUUCAUCAGCAGGAAAAAUUGGAUAAUCUUAUUUCUGGAAACAAGCAUCUCAGCAAUGAUGAAUUGUAUUAUGUUAACAAUGAGCGGUUAAAAAACAAUGAAUUUUAUGAGGAACAGACAUCUCACGAAUGGAAUUAUCAUAAUGCAUUAAAUUAUACAAAAAGCAAGAGUGAAACUAUUUCAGAAGAUUUACCAAUAAUAUUAACGAAAAAUAAUAUAAGACAUAACUCCUUUUGUCAGAAAGAUAAAAUCAAUAAUAAGCUUGCUGGCAGACCGAGCGAAUCGAAAAUUUUUGCUGGACGAACAUAUGAUACAUUUGGUCUGGGGAAGAAUCGUUUCAACGCGGGCAAAUAUUCGGGAAAUCAACAAAUUAAAGAAAGUCCAAUUGGUCGAAGAAACACGACGUCAUCGGUAAUUGGAAAACGUGAUAAGGUAACAGACAUCGUUUCGGGUCUUUAUUGAAUGAGUUGAAUUUUAUAUUACAUAUUAUAUUUUAUAUUAUAUUUAUAUGGAGUU